Austrofundulus limnaeus is the source of this 1994-nucleotide messenger RNA. It is a transcript of the gene ldhd, whose product is annotated as lactate dehydrogenase D. The record is from RefSeq and is a predicted model, not a curated record. The transcript has 11 exons. Gene Ontology annotation, cellular component: mitochondrion. Gene Ontology annotation, molecular function: FAD binding; D-lactate dehydrogenase (cytochrome) activity; D-lactate dehydrogenase (NAD+) activity. The coding region runs from base 7 to 1506 and encodes 499 amino acids. Gene Ontology annotation, biological process: lactate catabolic process. NCBI's taxonomy places the organism in Eukaryota, Metazoa, Chordata, Actinopteri, Cyprinodontiformes, Rivulidae.
AGCUCAAUGAAAAACAUGUCGCUCGGCUGGAGCGUGUGUCCCAGGCUGCUGCCUCUGCGGCGUUGUCUCCUUCAGUGUCGCCACGUUAGUUCAGAAAGCGCCGCGAGGACGGCUGCUGUGGACCAAGUGCUCUCCGUCUUCAGGUCCAUAUGUGGCGAGGAUGGCGUUUCCUUGGGCGAAGCUGUCAGAGAACAACAYGGCAAAGACGAAUCCGUACACAAGUGUCGUCCCCCAGAUGCGGUGGUGUUUCCUCGCUGCGUGGAGGAAGUUAGCGCUCUGGCCAAAGUCUGCCACAAGCACAAGCUUCCCAUCAUCCCCUUUGGCACAGGGACUGGCCUGGAGGGAGGGGUCGGUGCUGUGAAGGGUGGUGUGUGCUUCAGUUUAAGGAACAUGGACCAGAUCCUGGACCUCCACCCKGAGGACUUCGAUGUGACGGUGGAGCCUGGUGUGACUCGGAAAGCCCUCAAUGCGUACCUGCGAGACACGGGCCUCUGGUUCCCUGUGGAUCCUGGAGCGGAUGCCUCUCUGUGUGGCAUGGCUGCCACCAGUGCYUCUGGUACUAAUGCAGUGCGUUAUGGGACUAUGAGGGAAAACGUCAUGAACCUAGAGGUGGUUCUGUCCGAUGGAGCCAUCAUCCACACGGCUGGAAGAGGCCGACGCCCCAGAAAAACSUCGGCCGGCUACAACCUGACAAACCUGUUUGUGGGUUCUGAAGGCACCCUGGGAAUCAUCACCAAAACCACGUUACGUCUCUACGGCAUCCCAGAGGCCAUGGUGUCCGCCGUCUGCUCGUUUCCCUCCGUCCAGGCCGCCGUAGACAGCACCGUGCAGAUCCUGCAGGCUGGAGUCCCCAUCGCUCGCAUAGAGUUUCUGGAUGAUGUGAUGAUCGACGCCUGCAACAGGUUCAGCUCCCUGUCCUACCCCGUGACCCCGACUCUGUUCCUGGAGUUCCACGGAUCUGAACGGAGCCUGGAAGAGCAGGUCGCCACAGCGGAGGAAAUCACGCAGAGUAACGAAGGCUCAGACUUUCAGUGGGCUCGGGACACAGAAACACGAAAUCGUCUGUGGAAGGCCCGCCAUGACGCCUGGUACGCCGCGCAGGCUCUCAGACCAGGCUGCAAGGCGUACUCCACAGACGUGUGUGUCCCGUUGUCUCAACUGCCUCAGAUCAUCGUUGAGACAAAGGAGGACCUGACUGAGAACAGACUGACUGGUCCCAUCGCAGGUCAUGUGGGUGACGGUAACUUCCACUGUCUGAUGGUUGUGGAUCCCAGCGACCCGGAUGAGCUUCACAGAGUCCACCUGUUCACGGAGAGGCUGGCCCGGCGAGCACUGGCCAUGGACGGAACGUGCACGGGGGAGCACGGGGUGGGUUUAGGAAAGAGAGCGCUGCUGUGUGAGGAGGUGGGACCUCUGACCAUCCAGGUCAUGCAGGGUCUGAAGGAUACCCUCGACCCAAACAACCUGAUGAAUCCUGGGAAAAUCCUGCUGCAAGGAGGGCUAUAGACUGUAGGGACUACAGCUAAAUUUUAGAACUUUCCCAUAAAAAGUGAACCUCGUGUUUGAAUCAGGAUUACAAUAAAAUCCGAAGGAUAAAACUUUUAAAUGUGAACAAGCAAGUAAUUUUAAUCGUUGUGACUAAAACAUUUUAGAUUUUCACAAAUCUAAUUAAAUAUUUAUUGUAAACUAUYGAAUUGGUGCCAUUAAAAUCAGUUAAAGUGGUUUGAACUAAUCAGAAAGUGGUUUUAACUGAUUCCAGCGUUGAUCCUGCAGUACUUCGCUCCACCACACAGUGUCAGCAGAGGGUCUCUGUGUGACAGAUCUCAUGUGAAUCACAUUAGAAAUGGAUAAAAUAAAAUGUUUGUUUCUGCCUUSGUGGUUUGUUACCAUUGUUGUUCCAGUUCACAGACAUAAACUGAACAUCAAGAGAGCGAUAGCUGUCCUGAAACGCUCACAGAGCUUCGAAGCUACAAUAAACAUCUCUAAGAUUGAAA